UAAUAGUAAACAUAACCUCACUUGUGGCGAGCAACCUUUAAAUCGAGUUUUAUCCACGACAACAAAAUGAUGUCUACAUCUGAACUAGAUGACCAUUCCCGUUGCAUCAUUCACAUAGAUAUAGAUUGUUUUUACGCCCAAGUGGAAAUGAACAAAGAGCCAAAACUGCGUUCGGUGCCCCUCGGCAUCCAACAAAAAAACAUCGUAGUUACCAGUAAUUACAAAGCCCGUGAGUUCGGUAUCAAGAAGUGUAUGUUAAUAGCAGAAGCCCGAAAGUUGUGUCCUGAUCUUGUGUUAGCUAAUGGUGAAGACUUGCACGACUAUCGACAGACUUCAUACCAAGUUACUAACUUGCUGCAGAGGUACUCGGCGCUGGUGGAGCGCUUGGGUUUGGAUGAGAAUUUCAUCGACGUGACGACGUUGGUGAACGAGAAGGUAAAACAAGGGGGCGACUUGAGUGUAGUUGGAAAUGUUUUUGGAGAGUCGAGUGAGAGGUGCGAUUGUGGGUGUACCAGACGUUUGACACUGUGUACACUAGUGGCUCAAGAAAUUAGGGAUUUGAUUAAGUCCGAACUUAACCUGACGACGUGUGCAGGGGUUGCUCAUAAUAAAUUAUUGGCGAAAUUGGCAGGAUCGCGCCACAAACCGAACCAACAAACUGUCGUUUUCCCCAAUAGCGCUCUCGAGUUGAUGUUGAGUUUGAGCUCCCUUAUGAGUAUUCCCGGGAUUGGGAGAGCCAUGUUCGAACAGCUACACAAAUCAGACAUCAAGACAGUCGAGGAUCUCCAAAAUACGGAUUUUAAAAAACUUGAAACCGUCACAGGUUCAGACAAAGCUCACUUCAUCUACAACUUGAGCUACGGCAUUGACAAAACCCCCGUCAAACCCUCAGGUAAACCCCAAAGCAUCGGUUUAGAAGACGCUUGUAAGUCGAUUUCCGUCGAGACCGAAGUCAAGAAAAAACUCGAACAACUCCUCCACCGCCUCCUCGUACUAGUCACCGAGGACGGCCGCGUCCCCAAAACCAUCAAACUAACAGUGCGUAAGUUCGACAAAGACAGCAAAAUCAGCCACCGCGAAACCCGCCAAUGCAACGUCAACCCGUCCCUCUUCACGUCCAACCAGCCCAACAAAGACGCCAAGAUAAUGGCCACAGUUAUGCAUUUAUUCAGCAGAAUCAUCGACCCCAAGAAGCCUUACCACAUCACCCUGCUGGGGCUCUCCUUCACGAAGUUCCAGGAGCUCCCGAGGAACUCGAUCGCGUCGUUCCUGCGCAAGGACCUGGAGGUCCAGUCGGUCAUCAGCAUAGAAAACCAGAGCGCGGUCGAGGACGCCUCUUCUUCGGCGCCGUCCACGUCCAACGUGGCCGUGGAGGUGGAGUCGCCGACGCCGUCGCCGAAGAAGCUCAAGCUGUCCUUGGUCAGCAAGAAGCGCUGCUUCCGGGAGUACGAGGACUGCGAGAGCCCGUCGAAGCUGAAGGUCGCCGAGUUGUGUCUGGAUUCGGUGCCGUGUCCGCCGGACGCGGAUAAAGACGUGUUCAAGGAGCUGCCCUGGGAGGUGCAGAAGGAGCUGUGGGACGACUACAAGAGGAAGAGGCCGAGCGAGAUCUUCUGCAGCAGUCAGGUGAAAAAGUCCAAACCCAACACUCUGCUCAAUUAUUUCAUCAGGAACAAUUAAAUGAUUGGAAUUAGGAUUAAUUUUGUAUAUUUCUAGAUGUUUUGAAUAUAAACUGUGUUAA
Messenger RNA from Zophobas morio, 1738 nucleotides. It is a transcript of the gene PolI, whose product is annotated as DNA polymerase iota. NCBI's taxonomy places the organism in Eukaryota, Metazoa, Arthropoda, Insecta, Coleoptera, Tenebrionidae. The transcript has a single exon. Gene Ontology annotation, biological process: translesion synthesis. The coding region runs from base 67 to 1677 and encodes 536 amino acids. Gene Ontology annotation, molecular function: damaged DNA binding; DNA-directed DNA polymerase activity. The record is from RefSeq and is a predicted model, not a curated record.